Lytechinus pictus (painted urchin) is the source of this 4189-nucleotide messenger RNA. Its product is annotated as dnaJ homolog subfamily C member 16-like. The coding region runs from base 70 to 2358 and encodes 762 amino acids. The transcript is spliced from 13 exons. Lineage: Eukaryota; Metazoa; Echinodermata; Echinoidea; Temnopleuroida; Toxopneustidae. The record is from RefSeq and is a predicted model, not a curated record.
AAUUUAAGACUGGAAGCAAGACUAUCCAGUUCAGAAUUUGGCAAAAAUCGACGAAUAACUCUGAACAAAAUGGCGAAAAUAGCGCUUUACAUCCUCCUACUGAUCAUCUUAUCUGCUAGUCUGUUUGAGUGCUCCCUUAAUCCCUAUAAAACUUUAUCAGUUUCGAAGUCAGCCUCUCAGCCGGAGAUAAAACGUGCUUACAAGAAGCUCGCCCGUGAAUGGCAUCCGGAUAAGAGUGACCACCCUGAUGCAUCUGAUAGGUUCAUCAAGAUUCAGCAAGCUUAUGAGAUCUUAUCUGACGAUGAAAAACGGAGAGAGUAUGAUCAAUUUGGGUCCAUCGAUCCUAAUGGCAGCCCACGCAGGCAACAGGAUCCAUUUGGGGAUCCCUUCUUCCAGCAGCAUUUUAAUGGCUUUGGUGGGGGCUUCGGCUUCCAGGAAUCUAGAAAUGAUGACCCUCGUAGAGUGACGCUUUCCAGGUUACAAGAUGGUAUCCUACCACAGAGCGGCAACAAACCCUACCUGAUAUUCGUGACUGGAAGCUUCUGCUUUAACUGCAUGAAUAUUGAGAGGAUAUGGUCGGAUAUUGCUCCAGAAAUCGAGUCAUGGGGCGUAGGUGUAGGAACGGUCAACAUUGACAGUGACCGCCGGCUGCCAUCUGUCCUAGGGAUUCGCCAUCGUCCAGCCAUUGCUGGUAUUAUUGAUGGUCAAGUGAAGGACUAUGGUCAGGGCGGUGUGACCUUGAAGGCCAUGAGGGACUUUGUAGAUCGAUUGGUGCCAAGCAGUCUGAUUCAAGAGGUCAACAAUAACAACUAUCAAGACUUCUUUGCUAACUUCUACAAUGAGAACAAACCCCGGGUCCUGCUGUAUUCCCAGAAACGAGACAUUCCCAUCAUCUUCAAGGUUGGCGCGUUGGCAUUCAGUGAGUACCAGACGUUUGGCUUUACCUCUUCCAAGUAUUCCAACACAAAUGAGGUUCUGAAGCAUGUCGGCAUGCAGCACAAGGCAGGAACGGUCUUGGUCUUUAAAGAGAAUAUCAAAGAGAAUGUGGAUAUGGUUGAGGAGAGACAUAUGACUGUGGAAUCACUGCAUCAUUUACUCAACUACAACAAGUAUCUCUCCUUUCCCAGACUCUCUUCUCAAACUAUCUUUGAAGAAAUGUGUCCUGAGUCUCCAUCAUUAGUAGGAAGAAAAUUAUGCAUCAUCCAGAUUACCAAGGCCACUCCAGAGCACGAGGCAUUCCGAGCUUCUUUCAGAAACAUGGUGAUGACUACGCCAUCUUGGCCACACCAAUCCAAGGUGACAUAUAUGCUGUUUGAAAGACAGGAGCAGGUAGCAGUGGCAAUGGAAGGCUUAGAGGUCGAAGUUCAACAUGCUGUUCCUGUUGCGGUCAUUUGGAGACAGCGAGGGAACCAGGUCCGGCUGGCCUGGCUACCCGAUGGCUGGGAGGGCCAAGAUAUCACCAUGGAACGAAGAGGGAUCAAGGAAUUCAUGUAUGGACUCAAUGAUGGAACUUCCAAGUUUACCCAUAAAGUGACCCUGCCACAGUUCAAUGAUGAAAACGCACCAGCGUGGCCAAUACAGAAGUUCAGGGAAUUAAUGCAAAAGAUGGCAGACAUGUUUAACUCAGCCUACAACUUCUUAUUCCGAUCAUCUUGGGAAAACAGUAGUCUUUUGAUGAUCAUCAUGUUUAUCUACAUGGGCUGCUUUGUCUUAGCAUUCCUUGGUCUCUUUGGCGGAGGAGGAAAAGAAGCAAAGGAAGCAAGCCAAGAAUAUGAUGCUAACCAAUCAAGAGAUCAUGCACCUCAUUCAGGAGGUGAACGAACUCAGCCUAGAGCUAGGCGGAGUUUUGUCCUAAAAGAGCUCAGCCAACGCGAGUACAGUAACUUAAUAGAAAGACAAAGGAAAUCUUGGCAUCUUAUCCUACUGGUCAACGAGUCUUCAAGAGAGUCACUCUGUCAACAGCUUUCCAAAGAACUUGGAAAUUAUCCAUUACGCUUGCCAUUAGAUUUUGUGCAGAUCGACAAGCAUAGGGGUUGGUAUCGCUCCUUAGUCCCAGGAAAGGAAGUCGGAACUGUUCUUGCCAUCCGCCCUUCCAAGAAACAUUACUGCAUUUUCAACCCCACCUCUUCUGCGAGUUCCUCUUUGGAUGGAGACUCUACUCUCCGGAAUCGUCAUCGUCCUGGCGAUAGCGGGGAAAUGGAUACAGAUUUUAUAGGUUUCAACGAUAGCGAUGAUGAGGGUAUGAUGAGGAAUGGAGUGGGAGUGAAUAUCUUUUACGGGUUUACGCUUUGGUUGGAUCGAUUACAGGACGGGGAGCUGCAGAAGGUCGAGGUACCAGACUGGCCAGAAAUGGAGUGAAUUCUGUUUGUUUUUUCUCAAAUGGAAAAUGUGUGUGCAAUGGAAAUGAUCAGCAUCCCAAGUGCAUAUAUAGUUUUGAAAAAAAUAUAUGUAUAUUGAAGAAUGAAAUAUUGUAUCACCAGGGGAGUAUUUCAUGACACAAAUGGUAUGUGAUUUUCACUGACUAUUUUGCUCUGAUCCAAUCAGAUGCAUGGAUUUUAGUAGCUUAUAACAAUGAGUUAGUGAAAGUCACUGACUAUUCAUUUCAUGAAAUUCUACCCAGAGCUUUGGGUGCUAUGGGUUUUACCAAACUUCAUGUAUGCUGAAUUGUGAUAACAUUCACACAGCUGUAGGAUUUUUGUUUUUGUCUUCUUGACGUGCUUGUACAUUGUAGCAGAUGGGUAGACAGUACAUUGUGUUGACCACAAUAUUGGGAGUUAAUAUUUGAAAAUGAUACUGGAUUUCAGAGGUAUUUGAGAUUCUGUGCAAGAUAUCUUUGAAACAAGGAUGUACAUGUAGGUGUUUAUAAGAUACCUAUUGGAAAUGCUGCAGGAUCUGUUUAUAUUGGUUAAAUGUUACAAACAUCUUUUUGUUUUAGCAGUUAACAUAUUUGUUCAGGGUUUUGCUUGGGUCUAUUCAUUGAAUCAAGUAACCAUAUAUAAUUUCUAUUUUUCCUGUUUGUAAUAAGAGUAAAAUGAAAAAAAGAUUUUGCAAAAUAUGAAAUGAAACUAAAAAUUAAUGACCAAUUUGGUACACUUCAGUAGGUUGUACUGAUUUUACUAUUCACAGAGAGCUUAUUUGGCUGUCGGUAAAGCGUCUCCCUUUGGAACCAAAGAUUGUGGGUUCGAGUCCACCCUGGGCGGAUGACUGGAGCCUAGGUUGAGUUGAAUUUGGCGCAACAAAAAUGUUGAAAUGUUUGAAAUUUUCAUCGCACCAAAUUCAAUUUUUGGAGCCGUUACGCGCCAACACACGCCAGUUAGGAGGCAGUUUGAGCGACUGCACGUCACUUGGCACGUUUUUGGCGACACUAGGUGCCGCAGUCGCUUUGCAUUGGCGUGAACUGGCGCUGGUCAGUAGACUUCUAGCAUAUAAGGGUAAAGUAUGACUGCCUGUACGUAUGUGUUUUAUCAUAGCAGAAAACUAUACAGUAGUUUCACUCCCCACGGCAAGACUUGUAUUCUUUUUCAAAUGCAUUUAUUUUUUUUCUUUAGCCAGAUGGUAAGAAUGAGGUGAGUGAAAAGAAGAUUACACCUUCCCUACUGCUAAUUAGUUUAAUGAUCAUUUACUAGUGAGAGUUUAUCGUGAUUUAUAUGAAAGAAUAUUCUAUUCCCAGUCAUAUUUUCUGUGAUAUACAUUCAUAUGCUCAAAUGAAUUGACGAAACAUUAUUUAAGAAAGUUAUUCUCCCUCUCAGUCAUUUUUGUUUUAGAAUUGAUAUCAAUACAAAACUUGUUGGUUUGACCACUCUUAGAAUAUGUUACACCAUUGAUACUUAUUGUUCAAUGGAGAAGUUCUUUUUUAUACAUGUAAAAUCUUUAAAAAAUCAAAUAGGUGAACUUUCAUUUAAAAUAAAAGAGAAAUAUUGAGUGUGUGACAUCACAGCCCCUCCUUUACAUACUGCCCAUGCAAUUAUUUUUUUAAAGAACAUUUUACAUUGAAUUUUGAUUAAAUUAAUUGUAUUGCUUGUUUUAUUCCAGAUGGAGUGUACAUGUGUUGGGAUAAAAAGUUAUAAUGACGACUUCUGCCAAAAAAAAGAGAAGAAUUACAAAAGCAAGUUUGUAAAUUGAUAUAUAUACCUCAAGUGAAAUUGGGUAUUGGGGGAAAUAAAGUAUUUAAAACAUAUUUGAGUAAUUU